This is a messenger RNA of Prunus armeniaca (apricot), 1881 nucleotides long. NCBI's taxonomy places the organism in Eukaryota, Viridiplantae, Streptophyta, Magnoliopsida, Rosales, Rosaceae. The record is from the annotation of a GenBank genome assembly.
AUGAAUUGGACAAGGUUUUCCACCAAGGUUUACAAAGCUACUGCAGCAGAUUCCAAAUGCGGUUCGUCAUUCUGUUAUACUCGAAAACCCCAUCAGAAAGCUAUUCACGACACUCAAAGAGGAAGUCUACCAGCAACUUCAUGGCCUCAGGAUGGAGUUGGUGCAGCUACUGUGGCUACAGAUUUUCGAGAUUUUGAACAGAGGUUCAUUGUUGCAAGAAAUGUCAUUUGGAGGUUUAAAGGAAAUUCCAUGUGGUCUAAACAGAGCCCGGUAUCUUUAUCUCGUCAAUUUGGACACAAGGCUGGUACUGGUCGUGAUCCUGACUUGACUAGGGACUUCCUGGUACAGCUCUGGGUUGCAGAUAGGAAAACGGUACACUCCAAAAGAAAGAGAAGAGGGAAAGCUGUUAAGUAUAAGAAAGAAACACCAUACCACUAUUCAUCCUAUGGAUGGUAUCCGGAUGCAUUUUUCAACGCAGCAGACCCUUCUGGCCAACCACCUCUAAGCCAAUCCAUCUCGGGAUUUCUGAAACCAGAAUCUCCAGAAGAGGUCCAGGUGAUGCCUCUUCUUGCUAGAUCAAAUCUGCUGAUUACGAGGGAUAUAGAGUGGGCAAAUCUUGUACUUGGCUUUGAGCAGGAAAACCGGUAUGGAAUAGUAGAUGUGUGCUACCCAGAGUCGCCUGUGGGUUUGAUUCGUGAGCAGAGCCAUGUUAUUACUAGACAGUUGCUUCGCCUGAGGCGCCCUUUUGUUGCUUAUAUAACUGAUGCCACGGGUAAUGAGCUCUUUAGGGUUCGCCGGCCUUUUUGGUGGAUAACCAGCUCAAUUUAUGCAGAGAUCAAUGGCAAGGAAGUUGGUGUGGUUCAUAGACGAUGGCAUCUUUGGAAGAGGGUGUAUGAUUUGUACCUAGGGGAUAAGCAGUUUGCAGUUGUUGAAAACCCUGGCUUCUGGAAUUGGACUUUUACUUUGAAGGACAUUGAUGGUGAAGUUUUGGCUCAGAUAGAUCGUGACUGGAGGGGUUUUGGCUUUGAGAUUUUUACUGAUGCGGGGCAAUAUGUGAUCCGUUUCGGGAGUUCUGAUCCCAGCUCCAAGACCAGAGCUGCAAGCUUGAUUGAAGAGUUGGAAGUCAGACGUCCACUUACUCUGUUGGAGAGAGCUGUAACUGUUGCUCUGGCUAUAUCGUUGGACAAUGACUAUUUCUCAAGACAUGGUGGAUGGAGAGUAGGUCUGGCUGGCUGUACAGAUGAAAAUCGAUGUGGUUACGCGGUCAUUCUUAAGACACGAGGGCUCAAGACAAGGCCCGGCUGCUUGUUAGAUGUGAUUCUAGCGGGGAUGCAAAUGUUCUUGUUUCUUGGGAUGGCUGUUGUGAUUAUGGGUGUCAGUGGUGCUGGGAAAUCGACGAUAGGUGAGAUGCUGGCAAAAGAGACAAACUCUAACUUUAUAGAUGCCGAUGAUUUCCAUCCACAAUCAAACAAAGAAAAGAUGCGUAAAGGGAUCCCCCUUUCAGAGGAAGACCGGAUGCCUUGGCUUGAAACACUUCGAAAGGCCUUAAGAGAAAAGUUGGUCGAUGGAGGAACUGUAAUUCUUGGGUGUUCAGCUCUGCAGAAGCGAUACAGAGAAGUUCUACGAUCUGCCGACCCUAAUUAUGAACCUGGAAGUCAUGUCAGUCUGGUGAAGUUCGUCCUGUUGGAUGCGCAGGCAGAGGUGCUGGCUGCUAGAUUAGAGAAAAGAAUCGCAGAAGGGAAGCAUUUCAUGUCGCCUGCACUUUUGCAGUCUCAGUUAGACUUGCUUCAGAUUGAUGAUUCUGAAGGGAUACUUAAAGUUGAUGCCACUUCAAGUCCUCAAGACAUAGUAAAUACCAUUCAAAGAUUGAUUUUCAGCUGA